ACAGACUGUCUGACCCCCCCCACCACCAACAGCCACUUCCUCUUUUGUCUAAUUUCAUGGCGAUCGGGAGAGAGGGAACACCACCGACGCACGCACACUGUCUCAGCACUCCUGAAAGAGUUUAUCCGGGUGUAAACUAAGUUGUCAAUCUGACUGGCACAACGGACAUUGUUCUCCAGGUGAAACUCAGUGGAAGACAUUAAAGGGGCUCCAUAGCACUUGGAUCUGUUCUUCUCUGUCCCAGGUUUAGACUGCGUGGUCUAUGGCUCUGAUGGACAAACACAAACAGGUCAAGCGACAGAGACUUGACCGCAUUUGUGAGGGUAUCCGACCCCCCAUCCUGAACGGGCCGAUGCACCCGCGGCCCCUGGUUGCCCUGCUGGACGGGCGCGACUGCACUGUGGAAAUGCCCAUCCUCAAAGAUGUGGCCACAGUGGCCUUCUGCGAUGCCCAGUCCACACAAGAGAUUCAUGAGAAGGUGCUAAAUGAGGCAGUGGCUGCCCUGCUCUACCACACCAUCACUCUGUCCAGAGAUGACUUGGAAAAGUUUAAAGGCCUCCGCAUAAUUGUCAGGAUUGGCUCCGGCUUCGACAACGUUGACAUCAAAGCAGCUGCUGAGCUCGGCAUUGCUGUCUGUAAUGUGCCAGCAUCGUCUGUGGAGGAGACGGCCGACACUUCGCUAUGUCUGAUCCUCAACCUGUACAGGCGAGUCACCUGGAUGCAUCAGGCCCUCAGGGAGGGAACCCGUGCCUCUAGUGUGGAGCAGAUCAGGGAGGUAGCUGGCGGUGCUGCUCGUAUCCGGGGUGAGACGCUGGGCAUUAUCGGUUUAGGGCGUGUUGGCCAAGCGGUGGCUCUGCGGGCUAAGGCCUUUGGUUUUGGCGUGAUCUUUUAUGACCCCUACCUGCCUGAUGGUGUGGAGCGUUCACUGGGCCUGCAGCGCAUGGCCACUCUGCAGGACCUGCUUAUCCACUCUGACUGUGUAUCCCUGCAUUGCAGCCUCAACGAGCACAACCACCACCUCAUUAAUGACUUCACCAUCAAACAGAUGCGUCAGGGAGCCUUCCUGGUGAACACGUCUAGAGGCGGUCUGGUUGACGAGAAAGCACUGGCUCAGGCCCUGAAAGAAGGCCGGAUACGAGGGGCUGCCCUGGACGUGCAUGAGACGGAACCUUUCAGUUUUUCAACAGGCCCUCUGAAAGAUGCCCCCAACCUGAUCUGUACCCCGCACACAUCCUGGUACAGUGAGCAGGCCUCCGUGGAGGCUCGCGAGGAGGCAGCCAGGGAGGUUCGCCGCGCCAUCACCGGACGUAUCCCUGACAGUCUGAAGAACUGCGUUAAUAAGGAGUAUCUGAUGGCAGCCUCUCAGUGGCCCAGCAUGGAGGCAGCCACUGUUCACCCAGAACUUAAUGGAGCCACUUACAGAUUUCCUCCAGUUCUGAGCAAUGUGGCAGCAGCAGGGGGUCUCGUAGGAGCUGGCGCAGUGGUUGAAAGCCUUGUUACAGGAACCCUGGUGCACGGCAUCACCCCUGUCUCCCACCCACCUCACGCCCCCUCCCCGAAUAAGGCCGAAGCCGACAGAGACAUCCCGUCCGACCAAUAGCCCCCCCUGCCGUCGCCAGCACAUUCCGUCACCUCUGGAAGCCCCCCUCCGCCUCCCAGCAUCAGACACAGCCCGCUCCUCCAGUACAUCGGCAGCAUCAGUUUGACCUGAUGUGGAUCUACAGUCUUUUUCCUCAGAUCACAUAACCAGCCCAGGAGUGACCUAUCCACAGCUAGCCCCAUCCCUAUCCAAACCCCAAGAACACACACUUCCCUCCAUCCUCGUCCUCAUCUCACCCACUCACCUGCCAUCCCCUCCCCCCUUCACUCCCCCACAACGUCAGCAAUAACUGUAUUCUCAAGGAUUCAAUGAUUGGAUUGGUUUAUAUCCUUAGUUGGCUGUUGUUUUAAUGGAAAGUUGACCUGUUGUGGUUCUAGGUGUUAAUGUUUGUUUGUUUGUUAAAAAAAAGCAUUUCUGACAUGAGGCUUUACAGUCUGCUGCCUCCUGCAGUCCUCUGACUCUGACCAGUAGAGGGACAGAGGCAGAAAGGUUGAAGCCCCCUUUGUACAUUAAUGGCUCAUGUUACUGCUUUCUUCUCUUUUUUUUUUCCUCCCCCCCCUCCACCUUUUUUGUGACGGGGGAAAAUGUGUACUAAAGUAAACUAUACAGAAUCACAAACAGUACAUCCUGUCAUCCCCACCAGACGUCUAGCUACCCCUCAGUCCAUUUUGGCCCUUAGCUCUCCCUGGCACCGUCCUCCGCUUGCUCAGCAGAAGGAUCCAUAAUGCUGUCAGUGUGGAGCUCUCUGACUGUCAAAUAUAUCUGCUCAUACUUCAGAUAGUGAUACCCAACACCCCUGCAUGCUUUGCCCCUCAUGGAUUGUUUUAUCAUGAGAUAAUAGCGUCAUAUCGCCCAGCACCUAUGCAUGAAUUCCAUCUCAUGCCAGCAGCUGGAGUGCUGUGUGUGAGGUCUUGGUGCCCACAAAGAAUCAAAACGCAGCAGCUUUUUCUGGCAUAAAAAAACAACAGCAUGCCAGGAGCCUCGCCAGCAGAGGGCGCUGUCUGAGCACUCGGAGCUGAGAGAGUUGCACACAUCUAAUUUCAGUCAGACAGACAGUUACAGGUUAGCUGCAGUGAUGAAGAACACGAUCACACACUGCCAACAGUCAGAACACAGGAUGGGUGACCAGGGAUUGACUUCCGCCUUAUCGUUUUAAUAAGAUCUCACUGCACCCCACCACCUCCUGCACCCACCCUCCACUCCUCUCCCACUGUCAUGGCCCACCCUACACAUCUGCUCAUGAACCAGUAUGCAUCCACCAAUUCCUUUAAGCGUGAGGGGACAUUAGAGUUUAGUUUCCCUGUAGGAGCAAGGGGACAGUGUUCUUGCAUGCUGGCUUUGUUAAUGACAGUGGUGUGUGUGUGUGUGCGCGUGUGUGUGUGUGUGUGUGUGCGCGUGUGUGUGUGUGUGUACAUGCGUGUGUGUGUGGGUUUGAAUGUGUGUUUGUAUGUUCCCUCACCCUGUUAAGAUAACAAGCUAUUGUCUUUCCAAAGGAAUAGUCCCUAGGAGUAACUCUUUAACGCUGUUGCCCUGGUGUCAAGGGAACACCUUUCUAGUACCUCAGUAACAGAUAUUGAAUGUACCGUGCAUACCCUUUUAUUUUUUGUACAGAUUUUCUAGAUACUUCUUUACUAUUCUUUACCAGAAGGGUUGUGAAAUUGUAGCAGUAAUGAUACAAUAAAAAAACAACAACAUUGCCCCAUGAAACAAAUUGACAAAGUCCUUUUAGGUUUGCUAUAGGUCACUGAAUACUCAGGCUUCGAAACCAAUGCGUAUCUCUUUGCCUUUACAUUUUAUUUUCUCAUUGUGGAAAAUUCAGCACAACGCUUUUCCAUUCUUAGACUUCAGACUGUAGUUGAUGUGUUUCGACCUCCAUCUUACUGGCUAUUGAAAAAGAAGGAAAAAACUAAAGGCGGUCGUCGUGGUCUGCUAGUUUUUUUUUUGUUGUUUUUUACUAGAACAGUAGUUAGAGAUGCAGUUUUGUUUUUACCCCCUUCAUUGUCAGGCUGCUCUAUCUAUAGUGCAUGUGAGGUAAUUUUUGGGGGGAAAUACUAUUGGCUUAAAGAAUUUGUGUCAUCUUGCUGUUUCCCUCUGCGCCCCGGCCUUUCCCCCCUCAGAGUGUUUUCAACCCAAGUUGCCAUUUUUGUCGUGGUCAGUUUCCAGUGAUGUACAGUUUUCCCUCAGAGUCUAUGAGAGACAUGGAGCAUGUCUGUGUCCUGAGAUGCUAGGCUCCGCUGUCAUGUGAUGAGUAUAUAUUUUUAAAAAUAACCCCCAUAGUUCGGAUUAUGAGCAUAAUAGUAAUCUUAAAUUUUUGCUGUUGAUGAUGAUGAUGAUGAUUAUAUAUAUAUUUUUCAGUUCAGCAGUGCACUGUUAUGAAAACAUUCUGUUUUAUUGUAGGAUUUCAUUUUUAUGGAUAUGCUGUCUGUGUUCUACAUGUUGUACUGAAACAUUUUGGAGAAAAAACAUGAGAUCUCUCUCCUGGUGAUUUUUUUUUUUUUUUUUUUUUUAAAGUCUUACCCCAACUGUCUUUUCCAGCUGAUAUCCUCUGGGCCUUACUUUUUCUCUCCCUGUAAAGAUAGCUGUUAUAGAAAGUCGCCAUGGUACCACUCACUGCCUUAAUACAGUUGACCACAGCAGGUGAAGUCAGGAGACACAUCCAGUCGAAAAGAACAGGCCACAAUCGAAGUCGCUCCGCAAAAAGCCCCCUCACACCCCGACAGGCCUAAAUCUGCAGCACCUUGCAUUUCUUUUUCACUGAUGAACCACAUUUAGCCUAAUUUUGGGCUAAAACACAUACAUCCAGUGUGAAUUGUUACUGUGCAUUAAUAAGAUGUUAUAUUUUUCUUUUCUAUCUUUGAAUAGUUCAGCCUGGCAGUGUGUAUGUGCGUAGGCUAACAGAUAAGCACAGUGUGUAUGCUCACAAAGCCACAGCUGAUAUUUCACUCUUGGGUGUGAGAAUUCCCCCACCCACCCACCACCACCACCCUGGGUCUCUUAAAGCAUCUUUCACAGUGCUGCCAGAGCCCCAGUGGGGCUGGGAGGGGGAGGGCAUAGCGGACACUGGUGUGGUCUGUCAAAAAAAAAAAAAAAAAAAAAGCAGAAAAAUUACAAUGAGAA
This is a messenger RNA of Cottoperca gobio, 4717 nucleotides long. It is a transcript of the gene ctbp1l, whose product is annotated as C-terminal binding protein 1-like. Lineage: Eukaryota; Metazoa; Chordata; Actinopteri; Perciformes; Bovichtidae. Gene Ontology annotation, cellular component: nucleus. Gene Ontology annotation, biological process: regulation of transcription by RNA polymerase II. The coding region runs from base 263 to 1600 and encodes 445 amino acids. The transcript is spliced from 11 exons. The record is from RefSeq and is a predicted model, not a curated record. Gene Ontology annotation, molecular function: oxidoreductase activity, acting on the CH-OH group of donors, NAD or NADP as acceptor; transcription corepressor activity; DNA-binding transcription factor binding.